GUUUUUCGCGGCAGUAAGCGCGCACUGUUUGCAUCCGUGACUCUUGUCUUCAUGAUGAUGGAUCAUGUGAUGAAUUAUACCUCAAAAAGUCCAGAGAAGUCCAGUCCAAGUUUUCCAGAGGAUGUAGAAGAUGAUGAUGAAGAUCCAAUGGAUUUGGAGCCAUUAAAAUAUUCUUCUCUCCGUCAACAUGUAAACAACAAUAACAACAUUAAUAAUGAUAAUAAUCGCAAUAAUAAUACAAUCAACCAUUGUGAUGAUGAUGUUGACGAACAACUCGAUGUGACAAUGUUACCACCGGAAGAUGAAGACGACGAUAUCGGUGGAACAACACGUGGAUUCAUGUUAAAUGUUGAUAGCCCACGUCAUCCAACAGAUUCAACUGAAAAGAAAGUACAUUGGUCGAAUCAAAAUGUUCAAACAUUGUUAGAUUGUGUAGAAAAACAUUUGGAUGAAUUUAAUAUACAGAAAAAGCAUAAACAAGUUUGGCAAAUUAUUGGCACAGAAAUGGAAUCAUUAGGUUUUACCAUGGAACAUUGUUAUAAUAAAUGGAAAAAUUUACGUCGUGAUGUUCGUUUAUUGGUGAAUAAUCCACAAAAAGCUGUUCGUAACGCUGAUAUUCUACGACGUGUGGCUCGUUUAAUUUUAGUAAUCUAUCCAAAUAUCGAUGCUACAACUAUGCAAGUAACCGGUGAUCGUAUCAGUACAAGUAAAUCCACACCGAAUACACCAGGUGGUCCUGGUAGUUUGUCAUCAGCCAGACUCACAUUAUCCUCAUCAUUACACGCUCCAGAUUCACCAUUAUACUUUGGUCUAUCUAGAACGCGUACACCACAUUCCUUAACACCGAAUUUUCAUUCAUUAAAUGGUACAAAAUACAAAACUGAACAAUCCAAUUAUGAUACAACAACUAAUACUCCCACUACUUCCGUACCUGGUACUGCAUUGUUCACCAGUAAUUCACGUUGUUCAGACAAUGAUAAAAAACACCAUGUAUCAUCUACGCCUAAUUCAACAAAUCAUGACAAUAAUACAACAAUUUCACAACAUGCUAAUUCUGGAUUUCCAUUCAUUUUUAAUCCCGCAGCAGCUGCUCUUCUAGUUCAGUCACAGUUAUUCAACGAUUUACUACGUCAACAACAAACACAACUACAAGAUGAUUCUAUACCUUUGGAUAGUAUACAACAACGUGAACAAUUCUUUGCUCUCACUGCCUCUUUAAAAAAUGUUUUGCACUCUACUAAUAAUCCAAAUACCACAAAUGGUGGUAAUGCUGCACUCACACAGCAUACUACUAAUUCAAAUAAUAAUGGUAUUAAUAAUGUCAAUAAGAGCAUAAUCACAAAUGGUAAUGAUUUUAAUACAGACAAUAAUAACAACAACUCUAAUAAUUCAUUGCAUGUUGCCAGUUUAGCUUCUAAUUUGUUGAAUGGUUUAAACGGUAUGGAUACUUCACAAUAUCUGAAUUUAUUGGCAUCUGAAGCAGGUUUACUAAAUGGCAAUACGACUAGUCAUCUUAAUAACUAUAAUAAUACUAGUCAUUCUCAUCAUCAACACCAGCCACAACAACAGUCAUACAGUUCUAUAUCCGAUCGAUUACCACCUGGUAGUGAGUUGGCUGGUGUUGUCCAGCGUUUACUGAAUGAAGAGACUAUUCAUUUACGCUUGACCGAUAUGGUUACACAUUUAGCUGAUGAAUUACGGGCGGCUGGUCUGCGUAGACGUGCCACAUUAGAUCAACUAUUAGAAAUUAUGCAAGGUGGGGGCGGUGGUACCACCGCUGGAUGUGUAUCGGCAGUCGGAACAAAUACAUCUAUGAGUCUUACUCAUAAAAAUUCAGAUACUACGCAUCGUGUUUAGUGAGUAAUUAUAAAACCUACGGUGGAAUAUUUAUAUGGGAUUUAAUUAUUUUUGUGUAUCUCGUAAAAAAUACAACUAUCAACAAGAUCCGAUGAAUCAAUAGAGUAAUACUGAUGUCUAUGGAUAUAUAUUAUAUGUAAAAAUGAGAAAUCAAACCGGUAAAUUCCAGUGUUUAACUAAAAACCUUUUUUUUGUUGUUGUUGUAAACUUUUAUAUGUUAAGAAAGAAAUUUUCUUGUCGACCUAUGCCGACUGUAUUCGCAGUGUUUAUAUAAGGCAAAACAAUAUGUAGAAAGCAUUUUGUGUAAAAUCAACGAAAGAUUACUGUUACUACUUCCACAUAAUCGAAUGUUUGUUGCUUCUAUGUUUCCUUCUUCUCUUUUUCUCUAUAUAAAAAAAAUCUCGAUGUGCAUUCUAAUCACACGAAUUCCAUUGUCUUAUUUUUACCUAUUUUUCUCUGGUAAUAUAAUAACAUUGAAUACUACUGCCACUUUACUAAUAAGUAGAAAGAAGCAGUGAAUCAUGUAUCAUAGGAUAUCUCAUUUUGUUAAUUGUGUUUACCUUUUUUUUUAAUUUUCUACCAAGAUACAACCAUUUUUCCCACCGGUUCUUUUACAAUUUUUUACGUAAUGCAUUUUAUUUGUAUGUUGUGAAGAGUUUUCUAUGCGCGUGCGCGUGCGUGCGCGCGCUCGCAAGCAUGCACGCACGCACGUCGAAAAGUAAAACUCACAUUUCAUAUUAUUAUGGAGCAUUUAUUAAUUAAUUUUUGAACAGCGCCGGGCUUUUUUAUAUGGAAAUAAUCAUCUUGAAUCAUCACUUGUUUUUUUUAAAAAGAAAAGAAAACGUCGUCUACAUUAAUAUUCUCCUCCUCUUCUUACUCCUCCUCCUCAUCAUCAUCGUUGUCAUUCGAGUCAAUCAUUUGUUCGCUCAUAAAGUUUCAUAAUUCCGAAUGUAUUUGUAUUUCGAUAUUACAUUUUACAUUAGAUCUGUCCAACUAAUCCAUAUGUUAAGGGUUGUUUAUAUAUAUAUAUAGGAAUCCAUCUUCCUCCUACUCAGCAGCAGCUCUAUUAAGUGUGGUUGUAUUUGUGUGUACUUUUCUAAAAUAUUACUCUCAGUUUUUUUUGUCAGUAACAGACUGGUUUAAAAAGAAAAAAAAAGAAACUUUCGAGUUUUUUUUUUGUUGAACAAAUCUAAAAGUAUGGCUGUGGUUUCAAUAGUUUUUGUUUUCUACAGUUAUUAUUUCUAUAUAUUAUUCUUUUUGUUUAAGAAUGUUACAUUCGUCUUAUUCAAGUUUUUUUUUUUUGAUAGGUAACCAUUAAUGUUUUGUUUUUGUUUUUUGUAUGUAUGUAUUAAACGUCAUCUAUCAUUCAUAAAUAAGUUUAUUGAAUAACCUUUUAACACUUGUCAACCUUGCACUUCAUUUGUUCCAUAAUCACUACCACCACCGCCACCACUCCUCUCCUGUUGAAGUAUAUGUAUGUAUGUAUGUUGUCUCAAAAAAAUAAUGAUAUUUUUGAUAUCCAUACUCAUAUAUAUAUAUUAAUUUAAGUGGUAAAAUGUGGUUUACAUUUUGUUACUGCUACUACUACUACUAUUACUAUUACAGUCAAUAUAUACCACUACUUAUUACCGUAUUAACUGUUCUUCAUGACCUUUUUUUCCUUCUUCUUCUUCUUCGAAUCAAUGGGAUUAUCUAAGAUCUCAUUUUUUUGUGUUUUGUAAACUUUUUUUUUUGAGUAGAGAAUAGACAAUUUGUCAUAUAUCAUCAAUUUUUUAUUUUCUCUCAUCUAUACCUUAGUUAGUGAUGAUUCGUUGUUGCCUAUAUAGGGAUUCUGCAGCAUAUCUAAUAACUCUAAUCCGGUGUUUGUUUAUCUACACAAUAAACAUAUACAUUACCAAAAUUGAAUCGGUUUUCAAUUAUGAUUCAUUGUAUUGACGAACUACUUUAUUAUUUAGAUGGACAUGUAUCUCUCUCUCUCUAUCUCUCUUUCUAUUAAUGUGUGCAUUUUGUUUAUCUAAAGAAAUAAAAACUUGUUUACCUUGAAAUAUUUUCGCCUUGUAGUUUUGUUUGUCUUUUUUUUUUUACUUUUAAAAAUAGGGUUCCAUCUUUAUUCUAAGUUCAAAGAAGCAUACUUAGCUUCAAUAUAUUCUCGGUUUUUUUUUAUUACCUUACUUUUAGUUAUAACAUCAAUAUUAUUAUUGUAUUUUCAGUAUUUCUUUAUUCAUUUCUGUAAACACGUUUAUUCAAAUACGUUCCAUUUUGAAGAAGAAGAAGAAGACGAAGAAAAAGAAAAAAAUUAAAGACGAAAUUAUUUUUAAUACUGUACUGUAUUGUAGUAGAUUGUCCUAGUUUAUGAUUGCAUACAGGAUAGUUUAUUUAUUUAUUUUUUUUUUUGUGACAUGCUUUUAGUCCUUACCCUCAUCCCACCACCCUGUCAUCCUCGUUUAUUUUAUUAUAUAGGAAUAAGGUGAUCUAUUAUUGUUAUAUAUAUACAUAUUUUUUCUCGUUCUAAACUCGACUACCUUUUUUGAUCUUAUUUUUCACAAUUCUUAUUAUUCCAUUGAGUUGUUGUUAUGGUUGUUUAGUUUUAAAGGAAGACUUCAUAUUAGUAGGUAAGAUAAAGAUAACCUUCAUUUAAAUUAAUCCCUUUAUACCAUAUAACUUAUGUAAUAAUGAACUAUAGUAGUCUAUUUAUGAGAAAUAAUUUGAUUCGAAUCUAAUUAGAUAGAGUUCAAAUCAGUUAGUAUGUAUGUGUUUCCAUUGAAUGCCAUGUUGUUUGAGAACAAUCUAUUCUCUUUAUUUUCUCUGAUCAUAACAAAAAUCAUGAAAUCUCCAAUCUUUUAAUUUUCUUCUCCUUGUUUUUUUUUUAUGUAUCACAAAAAGAAAACAAUAACCUUAGACUAUUUUUCAGUUUAAUUUUUUUUUUAUAAUUGAAAUCAAAUAGAAAAAGACUUGAAUCUUUUUUGAAUCCAGUAAAGGAACUAUUUUUUUCUUUUCUCAUCAUUAAUAUUACAUAUGUAAUGCAUCGAUGUAUUUCACUCGUAUAUUUUCCUUUUAUGUUAGUAUAUAUAUGUCUUUAUAUAUCUAUUCCAUAUAUCUUGGCUGUUUGCAUUUCUCAUAUUCCUUUUGUUCUCAGAUCUGUUUUAAAAGUGACAGGUGUAGGUGGAUAUGUUGUACACGAGGAGGGGUUUCUUUUUGUUUAUCGUACAUACAUAUGUAUAUUAUAUAAUUGUAAUUUUUUUUUGUGUGUGUGUGUGUACUUUUCCACAAGAAUGUUUACUGUUGUUAAUAGCAUUGGUAUUACUAGUAGUAGUAAUAGUAGCAGCAGUAGUAGUAGUAUUAGUAGUGGUAAUCGUAACUAGUUGUACAACUUACUACUUAUAUGAAUUUUAAUGAAUUAUUUUUAUUUUUUUUUGCCAUGUACAUAAUUUCUAUUGCAUUCACACAUAAUUAGUGUAAUUUAUGUAAAGUCUUUAUUUUUCUAAAUUGAAAUGGGUUAUGGAUAGAUCAAUGUAUCUAGGAUGAGGUAAGUAUUAAAGGAAAACCACUUUUAAUCAUUCAAGUUUUGGGGAUUUGAAUUCAUCUCCAUCUUCGUGAUUGUUUUAAUUAGCCAAUCGAGUUAUAUUUUCUGUAACUUAUUCCUUUAAGUGGUAUCAUAUUGGCCAGUUGGUUAGAGAGUGGUAAACGCGAAAGUAGUAAUUUGAAAACUGAUAGCAAAACCGUACUGCUGACUAUACAGGGGUUAAGAUGGCAGUAAGAUGUUUCCCUCAGAUAAGAAGUCUUUAGCGUUGCUGUCCUCCCUCAACAGGAAGGUGUUAGGAAAGAUCAACCCUAAAUAAUACAUAUUUCCAUUGGUACAGGUAAGGUUUCAAAGCUACACAAGUGUGAUCAACCUUGAACAUUUUCACUUUGGGCUCUGCGAUCUUGAUCCUAGAUUGUCAAGAUCAUUCAAACGCAAUCUUUCACAGGUCUUUCGUACAUAUAACGUCACUUAAGACCACCUGUAGUUUAAGAAACCGAGUAGUUUCACUGAAGUCUAACUCAAAACCUUUACCAGUUGCAAUAAGCCUCACUAAUAAACAAAGUGGCAAGUAGCUAUCGUCGUAGUAAACUUACAAAUUUUUUUCCGCUUGUCAGUGUUGACCGGAUUUUAAUGAACUAAGCCUUUAAUCUGAACAAAAAUUAUGAUGAUUGGGCAGUCAAAACUACAGAUCCUGGUCUUUUCGUUCCUGAUUGUCGAUAUAACGUGUGUUUUCUAUGAUAUUGGUGAUCCUUUAGAGACUAG
Molecule: messenger RNA, 6142 nt
Organism: Schistosoma spindalis
Lineage: Eukaryota; Metazoa; Platyhelminthes; Trematoda; Strigeidida; Schistosomatidae
Source: the annotation of a GenBank genome assembly